Cheilinus undulatus (humphead wrasse) is the source of this 8597-nucleotide messenger RNA. It is a transcript of the gene myo15aa, whose product is annotated as myosin XVAa. Gene Ontology annotation, molecular function: cytoskeletal motor activity; ATP binding; protein binding. Lineage: Eukaryota; Metazoa; Chordata; Actinopteri; Labriformes; Labridae. The record is from RefSeq and is a predicted model, not a curated record. The transcript has 66 exons. The coding region runs from base 1 to 8586 and encodes 2861 amino acids. Gene Ontology annotation, cellular component: cytoskeleton; myosin complex.
AUGGAGCCUCAGGCUACCCCUGAUGUUGGAGUCAGUGUCAGUGGUGGUGGGAGGCUAUCACCCUCUGUGCUUUCAAAUGCACUGCAAAAUCCAAGUCUACGUCAGGCCACCUAUCGGCUCCCCGAUGGCUCAUUUGUCACCAGAACUGAACUGGCAGAGCCGUCUUCCAGUCAGUCGCACCUUUCAUCGCCUAUGUUAUCAUCUGCUUUGCUCAAUUCAAGCUUGCGACAGGCCACUUAUCGUUUGCCUGAUGGUACUCUCGUAACCAGGACAGAGGCACCUGUACCCUCCCCUUCUUCGCCCAUGCUUUCCUCUGCACUGUUGAACACCUCCCUGCGUCAAGCAACGUACAGACUGCCAGACGGGACUUUGAUAACAAGAAAUGAGCCAUCACCUGAGCCUGUUACCCCUUCCUCAUCUAUGCUCUCAUCUGCUCUUCUUAAUGCGAACCUUCGCAAAGCCUCUUAUCGGUUGCCAGAUGGUUCAUUUCUAGCCCACCCAAGAGAGGAGACAGAGAGCGCUGAGGAUGCAGUUUCUUCCCCAGGUUUAUCAAGUGCCCUGUUAAAUGUGAACCUGCGUAAGGCAAAGUUUCAGCUCCCAGAAGGAUCAUCAUUGUUUUCAAGAAAUCAAGCCCAAGCACCCACCCCUGCCCCCUCUGGCCCUCUCCUUUCUGGUGCCAUACUUAACACAAGCCUCCGUGGUGCCUCUUACAAACUUCCAAGUACAUCUCUAUUGAAGCAGCCUGGUUCUGCUGAGACCUCUGAACCACGCUCCCUUGACCUUUCCAAUGCUCUCCGCAACCAGAACCUACGUUCUGCUACCUACCGUUUGCCGGAUGGAUCUCUGAUGGCACGCCCUCAGCCUACUACAGCACCCCGGACAAUGGAUCUAUCAAAUGCAUUAUCAAAAAACCCAAACUUACGUGAGGCAAAGUACCGUCUCCCCAGCAGUAAUAUCAUGAUGAGGCUAGGUGCCCCUAAACCUCCAGAACCACGCUCUCUUAACCUCUCUGGUGCCCUCCAGAAUGCUAACAUCCGGGGGGCCUCUUUCCGUCUACCCUCAUAUGCCGUUGUGUCACCCCAGGUUCAGGGUGCUGGCCCAGAGCAGCACUGGGCACAAGGCCCAGGAGUUGAAGGCGCCGGACUGCUGCAAGAUGUAGAUGUGUGGGGUGCAGAGAGAGUUCUCCCUCAUGGUACUGUGCAGAAUCUCAAUAAGUGGUCCAUGUAUAGAGACGGGGAGCUGCUGGAUCCCCACAGCCUGCCCCUGGGACAGGAACAAAGGGAGCAUGUACCAGGGGAGUGGAAUCUCAGCAGGGAGGGGGAACCACAGGGGCAGUGGUAUGACAAGAUGUACUCAAUCAGAAGUCUGCCUACCAUUGCCCACCAGGAGCAACGAGUCGAAGAUGGAGUGGAAGAUAUGACACAGCUGGAGGAAAUGCAUGAAGGGGCUGUUCUGCUGAACCUGAGGAGGAGAUCUGAGAGGCAGCUCAUUUAUACUUAUAUAGGUAGUAUUCUGGUGUCUGUGAACCCCUAUAAGAUGUACAACAUCUAUGGGACGGACAUGGUGCUGCUGUACAAAGGACGGGCUCUGGGAGAGAACCCUCCGCACUUGUUUGCCAUAGCAAACGCUGCUUAUUCCAAAAUGAUGGAUGCCAAACACAACCAGGUCAUAAUUAUCAGUGGGGAGAGCGGAUCAGGGAAAACAGAGGCCACCAAACUAGUCCUUCGCUACCUAGCAGCAAUACACCACAAAAGCAAUAUUGCACAGCAGAUUGAGAUACUCGAAGCAGCUCCUCUGCUGGAAUCUUUUGGAAAUGCCAAAACUGUUCGGAAUGACAAUUCCAGUCGCUUUGGGAAAUACAUAGAGGUCUUUAUGGAGGACGGUGUGAUCAGUGGUGCCAUAACCUCUCAGUAUCUGCUGGAAAAGUCACGGAUUGUCUUCCAGGCCAAAGAUGAGAGGAACUAUCACAUCUUCUACGAGAUGUUGGCCGGUCUUCCCUCACAGCAGAGGCAGGCUUUCUAUCUUCAAGAAGCAGAGACCUAUUAUUACCUCAACCAGGGAGGGGAUUGUGGGAUAACAGGGAAAAAUGAUGCAGAGGACUUCCUGCGUCUGCGUGCUGCCAUGGAGAUCCUUCACUUCACUCCUGAGGACCAGUCGGCCAUCUUUAGAGUUCUUUCUUCCAUACUGCACCUUGGAAAUGUCUACUUUCAGAGAUAUGAGGCUGAUGGCCAGGAGGUGGCAUCAGUGGUGAGUGCGCAGGAGAUCAGAGUGGUGGCAGAGCUGUUGCAGAUCUCCCCGGAGGGACUACAGAAAGCCAUCACCUACAAAGUCACAGAGACGAUGAGGGACAAAAUCUACACACCACUGACUGUGGAAAGUGCAGUUGAUGCCAGAGAUGCUGUUGCCAAGAUCCUUUAUUCGCUGCUCUUCCACUGGUUAACGGAGAGGAUCAACGCUCAGGUGUACCCCCGCCAACACACCAUCUCCAUCUCCAUCCUGGACAUUUAUGGAUUUGAGGAUCUGGCUUUUAACAGCUUUGAGCAGCUUUGCAUUAAUUAUGCCAACGAGUAUCUGCAGUUCUUCUUCAACAAGAUUGUAUUCAGGGAAGAACAGGAGGAGUACAGUCGGGAACAGAUCCCCUGGCAGGACAUCCCAUUCAGUGACAACCAGCCCUGCAUUGACCUCAUAGCAGCAAAGCCUCAUGGGAUACUAAGGAUUCUGGAUGACCAGAGCUGUUUCCCUCAGGCAACGGACCACACUUUCCUCCAAAAGUGUCACUAUCACCAUGGUCACAACCCGCUGUAUCAGAAGCCAAAGAUGCCCCUCCCAGAGUUCACCAUCAAGCACUUUGCAGGCCGAGUUACCUAUCAGGUCUACAAGUUCCUGGAUAAGAACUAUGACCAAGUCCGUCAGGAUGUCCUGGAUCUAUUUGUCCAAAGCAAGAACAAGAUGGUGUCAAACCUCUUCCUGGUUCAUGCAGAGGUCACAGGUCAGCAGAGAGGAGGCCACAUGAAGAAGAGCAGCACGGUCACUAGAAAAUAUCAAGCUCCCACUGUCAGCAGCAAAUUCCAGCAGUCUCUGCUGGAGCUGGUGGAGAAGAUGGAGAGGUGCAACCCUUUUUUUGUCCGCUGCAUUAAGCCAAAUAAUAUGAAGCAACCAGGAGUGUUUGAGGACGAGCUGGUCAGCAGCCAGCUGAGGCAUUCAGGGAUCCUGGAGACAAUCAGAAUCCGUAGAGAGGGGUAUCCUGUCAGAAUGCCAUUCCACGUCUUCCUGUUCAGGUAUAAAUCCCUGGUGGGAUUACGAGAACCUCCACCAGCGAAUGGAGACAACUGUGUGAUAAUGCUCAGUAAACUGUGUCCUCUGAGACCAGGAGCCUUCCAUGUGGGAGUCACAAAGCUGUUCCUCAAGGAGGACAUCUACCAGUUGUUGGAGUGUAAGAGGGAGCGAACCCGUCAACUCGCUGCUCUCACCCUGCAGCGCUACACUCGCAUGUUUUUUGUCAGGAAACGCUUUGUGGCUUUCCGCAACAAGAUCAUUCGUCUGCAGGCGCAGUGCCGGGGAUUCCUCACGAGGAAGCGCUAUGUAAAAAUGAGGGAGAGUCUGGUUCGAUUCCGUUCUCUGGUCCAUAUGUACGUCAACCGCAAGCGAUACAUCAAGAUGAAAUUUGAGGCACAGAGGAAAGCUGAAGAGGAGAGGAAGAGGAGAGAAAUGGUGGUCAACGUCACACAUUUGGUGAUUCCUGCAGAACUGGGAGCAUUAUUGCAGACAGCAGGAGGUCUGAGGGAGCUACACUCAGACUGUUUGGCUUUACUUCAAGCUCCUCACAUCCAGGAGGAGGUGCAGCUCACUUUGCCUCUGGACAUCAACAACUACCCAUUCUACCGCUACGUGCAGAUCUACUUCAGGGAACCAAAGUUAGGAAUGCUGAUGGCACCGCUGGAGUUGCCUCUGACCCGCGUAGAGGAGGACCUGAGGGCAGAAGCUCUGGAGCUCUUCAACAUGGUAUUGCGGUUCAUGGGAGACCCUCACCUGAACGGGGCACAGGAGAACAUGUUUGGUAAUUACAUCAUCCAAAGAGGCCUGUUGUCACCAGGUUUACGUGACGAGAUUCUGGCUCAGGUGGUCAACCAGGUGUGGAGGAACAUAAACUUUGACAACGCUGAGAGAGGCUGGCUAUUGCUGCUGGCAUGUGUCUGCAGCUUCUCUCCAUCAAACAAGAUGGAUAAAUAUCUUCUGAAGUUUGUGUCAGACCAUGGCCCUGCUAACUUCCAAGCAUUGCUGCAACACAGACUCAUCCAAGCCAAUCAGAAGAUGCAGCUCAGCUCAGGUUCCGCCCCUGAGACUGCCCGGACCUAUCCUCUGUCACUGCUGGAGUGGACGGCCAAUAGGAAGAAGGCUAAUAUGGUCUUGCAUGUGCAUUGUUUUGAUGGAGGAUCGUUCCUGUGCCCGGUUCACUCCUGGACCAACGGAGAAGAUUUAGCAGGCAACAUACUGCGCCACAGGGGAGUGUCAGACUGGUGGAAGGGGAGUUCAGUACUGAUGAAGGAACACGGUCAGUGGGUGGAGUUGGCGGGUCAUGACUAUGUGAUGGACCUGAUUGCAGACUUAGAGCUUCCCCCUGAUUUCCCAAAGCAAAAGAGCUACUUCGUCAUCAGCACAGAUGACCCUUCGAGAGUCCGAGCCAACGCCAGCCUAGCUCUGUUUGGCAGUGGCUUUGACUCUGAUGAGGAGCUUCCUCUCAGUAGCAGACCAUCUGAUGCAUUCAGUGACAGUCAAACUCAGAGGGGAAUGGACCGGUACCUGGACAGUCUGUUUGACCCCGUCCUCUCAGACAGUAGCAUAGACAUGGAAAAGAGCGGAAGUUUAUCAGCGAGGAUGAAGGGAGGAGGAGGUGUUGGCAUCCCAGGAGAAAGGAAAGGAGAGGGAGGGGGUCAUACAACCCCCAGUCGGCCUUAUCCACCAGGAAUACAUCCAGGAGCUGUGCCAGUGCUGCCAGUAGCAGGAGGAAUGAUGCCACCAAUCCCUGCUAUGCCAAUCCCCUCCCACCACCAUCACCGUGAACAACAGCAACAACAACAGCAGCAACCUCAACAACCGCAGCAACAAUACCACCAAUACAACCGCCCCCAACAACCUUACCAGCGGCAUGAUUCUUCUAUCACACCUUCUGUGUCACCCACCCCAUUACCCAUACACUCCUCUGCCUCUGAUAGAGAUGAUAGUGUAGCGUCCCAUGUCACUGGUGUCACUGGUGUGCAGGGGGCCUCCUCACUUCCUGUCACGCCUGUGGUCCAAGGCUUGCCUGUGAUGACAGGAACAGAGCAGACAGUGCUGACUCAACAACAACAGGCCAUUAUCAACCAGCAAGCUAUCAUUCUGGCUCAGCAGAUGACCAUGCAGGCCAUUGCCAUCCAGCAGCAGAUGUUGUCCUCUUUCCCUCCUGUUGCUCCAGCUCCUCAGUCUCCGCCCCUACAGCAUCAAUACACACCUUCUCCUCAACGCUCCCACACACCCAGUCCUACCAAAGACAGAGACGAAUCACCGCACAAGCCUGCCGCUGUUCAGAGAAAAACAAGCCCAACACGACUCCCACCUCAGGACGACGUGGUCCGGUCAAGUGCAAGUAACGCUGAGCGCAUUGAUCCCAGCCAUGACAUCAAAGACAUCAUCAAACAGCACCAACCUGCCGGGGCAACAACCUCUGCUGGGACUGCUGCUGCACAAAGAAAGAGUGAUGGAAGAAUGUUUACGAAGAAGCCAGACCCCCAUGAUGAAGCAAUGGAGAUCCUCAAGGAUCAGAUGGCAAACCCACCACAGCCGACUCAGAGGAAGCCACAAUCCAUCCAACGCAAAGAAGAGGGAGGUGUUAAGGUCUCCAAGUCAACCAAGUCACGUCCUGCAGGGCCAGCCAGUUCCAACAUAAGCCCCGCCCCUCCUCCAGUCUCGAGAGAGCUGCCAGUAGAGGCAGAGAUCAUUCAGACUCAGCUCCACAGCAGAACCAGUGAUGAAUAUUACACAUACACAAACGUACCCUGGAAACUCUACAUGAGGAAAGAGGUUUUCUAUCCAAGAGAGACAUUCAACAAUCCAUUGAUCCUGGACAUGAUAUUCAGACAGAUUGUUCAUGACACUUUCUCUGAUGCCUGCAUUCGCAUCACCCAGGAAGAGAGGCAGCAGAUGAAAGCUUUCUUUGCUGAGAACAAGGUGGAUCCAGUUUCAGGAACACACGAUGAGAACGUGAAGAAGAAGGUCGCCGCCAUUGCCAGAGACUCAUGGGAGAUUUACUUCUCGCGGCUGUUUCCGGCAUCUGGCAGUGUGGGAACAGGAGUGCAGGUGCUGUCUGUGUCUCAUAAAGGCAUCAAGCUGCUAAAAAUGGUUAGAAGCAGCUCUACAGCUCCAGACUAUUUCAGAGUGUUGAGACCUUACAGCUACUCAGACAUCCUUUUUGUGUCCAUCCCGUCUAAAAACAUGCUGGAGUUCAACCUGACGAAUGAGAAGUUGAUCCUGUUCUCAGCUAAAGCCCCGCAGGUCAAACACAUGAUCGACCACUUCCUCACAGAAAUAAAGAAGGACUCAGAGUACAUGGUGGCAGUGAGGAACUACAUCACUGAAGACAGGAGCCAUCUCAGCUUUCACAAAGGAGACAUCAUCAAACUGCAGCACAUGGACGGGCUGGAGGCCGGCAAACGUUACGGCUGCAUAGUGAGGAAGAAGGUCAUGCUGCUGGAGGAGAUAAAGAGAGAAACAUCAGAGUUUGGCUGGCGGUUUGGUGCCGUGUGUGGUAAAUCAGGAGUGUUUCCCAGUGAUUAUGUGCGUCCUGUGGCAGCUCCAGACUUCCUCGUUCUCCCUGCUGAGCGUGCAGAACCCCGAGACCGGCAAGGACGGGUGGCUGCAUCGGCUGCUGUUGCUGUGGCGAUGGGCUCAGCAGUGGCUGCCCACGAGCUUGACCUCUCCAUGGAGGUAGUAAAUGAGAGGUAUGGAGAUAGCAUCAGUGUUGAACUGGAGGCUCUGCCGCUUCAUAGCAGCCAGUACCAAAUGACUGAGUUUGCCAAGAAGUACUUCAGAGAAGCGCAGAGGAACAGAGGUGAUCAGAAAGCCAAAAAGGGGAAGGAUGGAAGGGACCCUGCUGACAUGGUCAAAUUCUCCAAGUCUCCAAUCCAGGAGUCUCUUAUCGACUUCUCCGACAGCGGGAUGAACAGAGUGGCUGCUGACAUCUUUUUAGCUAUAAUGAAGUUUAUGGGAGACUUUCCAAUGAAGGGUCAGACUGAACAGGACCUGGUGACCACUAUACUGAAGCUAAGUGGCGACCACGGCCUGAUAAAGGAUGAAGCAUACUGCCAGGUGAUGAAGCAAAUUACCUCCAACACCAGCUCUAAGCCGGACAGUUGUCAGAGAGGAUGGAGGCUGUUGUACAUCCUGGCAGCUUUCCAUCGAUGCUCUGAUGUUAUGAAGCCAUUUCUGUUAAAGUUCCUGCAGGAUGCCUGUGAAAGCCCUGGGAUGCAGUAUCAAGGUAUUGCCAAAGCUUGUGAGCAGAAUCUGAGAAGGACGUUUCAAUAUGGCGGGCGUACACAGUUUCCUAACAACAUGGAGCUCAAAGCAAUGCUGGCUGGACGGAGCUCGAAGAGACAGCUGUUCCUGCUGCCAGGAGGGAUCGAAAGACACUUGAAAAUCAAGACAUGCUCUGUUGCCUUGGAUGUCAUCGAGGAGCUUUGCUAUGAGAUGGGACUUCAACGGGUGGAAGCUUUGGACGAAUAUGCUGUCUUUCUGGUAACACACAGAGGUCAGAAUGUACGUCCCCUGAACAAACGAGAAUACAUCCUGGACAUUGCAACAGAGGCAGAGCCUGUGGACGCCAACUACAGUCUGUGGUUCAGGAGAGUCAUCUGGAGUCUGCCUCUCAAACUGGACAAUGAACUCUAUGUCACCAUGCACUACAAUCAGGUGUUACCAGACUAUCUGAAGGCCUUGCUGAGUGUGGUUCCCCAGGGAAAGGCCAGCGAGCAACAUCUGCAGCAGAUUGCCAGACUGGCUGCCCUGCAGCACCGUGCCAAAGACACCAUCUACCUGCCCACCCUCCGUGAAGUGCAGGAGUGUAUCCCUGCACCAUUCUAUGGUAAGCUGGGUUCACAGCCGUGGCUAAAUAUGACAACUCAACAUAUGCAGCAUGUCCAGCCUCUUAAUCCACAUCAGGCCCGGGCACAGUUCCUUGGUCUGGUCAGUGCUUUCCCCAUGUUCGGCUCCUCUUUUUUCUACAUCCAGAGCUGCAGCUCAUCCUCCAUCCAUGCACCAUGCAUCCUGGCUGUUAAUCUGAAUGGACUACACUUCCUUAACAAGGAUACUCAUGAAACUAUGGUGCGAUUCCCUUUGAAAGAGGUCCAGUCAACUCGCACCCAGAGACCAACUUCAGGCUCCAGCUAUCCAUACGUGGAGAUCAUGUUAGGAGACCUGCUCAACCAACGCAUCACACAGCUACAGCUGGAGCAGGGUCUGGAGCUGUGCCGAGUCAUCGCAAUGCACAUGGAAAACAUGUUGUCAGUCAGAGAAAAGAGACUAACUUUGCCACCAAGUGAAAUCACCCUGCUAUAGCACAAACGUGC